AUGGACCAAGAUGAAAGAGAUGGGGACGAAAAUGCAUGGCCUGCAACUGCCACACAUGAAGAGGAAGGAAUGUUUGGUGGUGUGCUACACAAGGCACAUGCAUCACUUGAUGCCAGCGAGGCUGACUGCAGCAUGAACGGUCUGAUGGUGCUUUGCGAUGUUGCACUACAACGUGCAGAGAAUGCGCAGAGCCUGAAGAAAGACAAGACGAAGCAGGCAACUACAGAGAGAAGGUGCAGACGCCUCCACACGCAGGCAAAGGCACUUCAGAAGAAGGUGAUUCAACUAACAGAGGAGUGCAAGGAGGCAACCGGAAAGCUGGAAGCCUACAAUAUUCCUGUACUGGAAAGGCGAGCUGAUGAAGGAGAUCCACAGGCACAGUUUCUGAAGGAGCAGCUUGAGUACCUUCUAAAGAUAAAGCCACAUUGGAGCGAAGAGACCGUAAGGAACUGCAUCCUGUGGAAUGCACGGUCUCCCGCUGCUUAUCGCUAUGUGCGAGAUGCUAAGUUUCUGAAACUUCCAAGCCUUUCGACCUUGAAGCGGUACGUUGGUCCAUGCACUGGCGAUGCUGUAACUUCUUUGAUACAGCAAAGGCUGGUGCAGGAAGCAGGCAGACAUGGGCCAGAAGCUUUGCGUGGGUCGCUCAUUUUGGACGAAAUGUCCAUUGAGCAGUGCGAGAGCUACCAGCGUCAAGGAGACGUUGUCCAUGGACUGGUGGACCUGGGAGGCAGGGAAAGGGAGCUGGGUCUAGAAACAACAUUGGCCACGCACCUCCUGUGCUUUAUUUUUGUGGGGCUGUCAACUCAGUACAGGAUACCAGUCAGCUACUAUUUUACUAAAGCUUUGAAUGGCGACCAGGCCUACCACUUGGUACUUGAUGUCAUGGCGGCAGUCCAAGAAGCUGGUUUUUUUGUGUGCAGGGUGGUAGCAGACAACCACGCAACCAACUGCAGUGCUUUUGCACGCCUUGCUGGUGGCAAAAUUGCACCAGUCAUAGAUCACCCUCUGGAUGUGCAGGCACCCCGAAGGCUUCUGUUCUUGUCGUUCGACUACUGUCACAUCAUUAAGAACAUUCGCUCUCAGUUUCUUGACAACAAGAGGCUGCUCUGCAACAAUGGCUGCUACAUCCUGCCAAAGUACAUCAGGCAGAUGUACGACAUCCAGAACAGGAUUGGAGGAGCAUUCCGACCAGCACGUUGCCUGACGAGGAAGCACCUGUACCCGUCAAACUUUGAGAAGAUGAAUGUGAAGAGAGCAGUGGAAAUAUUUUCGCCUCCUGUGACUGCAGCUCUGCGCUACUUACAAGAGUAUGGUGACAGCCUUGGUCAUCAUGGAUUUGAUGACUCCCUGCCAACCAUCGAAUUCAUGGAGCUUGUCUACAAGUGGUUUGUGCUUCACAAUGUCAAAAGCACAACUCGGCACAUUUUCACCAGGGACGAAGUCCGAAUGCCAUUUUACGACGCAGAUGAUGAGAGGCUGCACUGGCUAGAGUCAGAUGUCCUGGCAUAUUUUAAUGUCUGGGCUGCGACAUCCCCUGCGAAAGCUGCCUUCCUCACAGAUGCAACGUACGAGGCUUUUGUGAUAACGACCAAAGCCACAGUGCUCUGCACAAGGAAUCUUCUGGACAGUGGGUUUCACUAUGUUUUGACUGGGAAGUUUUCCAGUGAUGCCGUGGAAUCACUCUUCUCAAGCAUCCGCCAGCUCAAUGGUGCAAAUGACAGGACAGAUGCCCGUUCAGCCCUCUCAGCCCUCCACAAGAUACUUGUCACUGGUGUCAUCCAGAGCUCACCAAGUGCUAAUGUGAAUGGAACAAGGAGCCUCAUCGGGGAGAACUGUGCACUACCAUUGCGGCAAAGGCCUGAGACCUUAGCACACCUCAACGAUGCAGUGCUGAGAGAGAAACUCGAGCCGUACAUACAAGCACUGAUCAUGCCAGUUUCCCCUCCACCCGGGCUGAAGACUGCAGCACUGGCAUUAGUUGCCGGGUUCCUUGUACGUGUGGUGAAGGAGAAAGGGACAUGUGAGGCCUGCCUGAAAAACGUGGAAGCUGAUGCUUCUCCUUCUGCUUACGUCAAGCUGGUCUAUAAUCUAGACAGAGGUGGACUAAGCUACCCUACCCUGCCUUUUGUAGGCCUUGUGUAA
Messenger RNA from Ornithodoros turicata, 2142 nucleotides. RefSeq lists its product as uncharacterized. The transcript is spliced from 9 exons. The coding region runs from base 1 to 2142 and encodes 713 amino acids. The record is from RefSeq and is a predicted model, not a curated record. NCBI's taxonomy places the organism in Eukaryota, Metazoa, Arthropoda, Arachnida, Ixodida, Argasidae.